Molecule: messenger RNA, 3051 nt
Organism: Chlorocebus sabaeus (green monkey)
Lineage: Eukaryota; Metazoa; Chordata; Mammalia; Primates; Cercopithecidae
Source: RefSeq, a predicted model, not a curated record
AUGUUUCUGGAUCCCGCAGUGGCCGGAGCGGCAGGCCGGGAGGUCGGGAGGAGCCCUCGGGGUGGCGUGGCCGGGCUUGAGCCACGACGAAUAACGGGCGAGGGGCGGGGAGGGGCCGAAAGUCUGCCGGGGGGCGAGAGGAGAGGGCGAGGGCAGCGGCGCGGGCCGGCGGGAGGGUCCGGCGGAGUGCGGCAGGGGGGAAGGAGAGAAGCGAGGAGCGCUCCUCCGCGCCCCGGGAGCCCGGGAGUGCGGCUGCGGCGGGGCGGGCGCGCCGGGGGAGGGGACAGAACUGGGCCCCCGCCGGAGUCUCCAGGCAACGCCGCCCGCCAGCUAGCGAACGUCAGGCGCCUUCUCGGCCUCCCAUUGGCCGCCGCCAAUUUUUUUCCUCUGGGGAAGGGGGCGGGAGGCCUCGGGGCGGGGCCAGCGACCCGGGCGCCCGGUGCGGCGUGUAGCGUUCGGCCCCAGUGGGUGCCGCCGGGUGGCGGCGGGAAGGCACGACUUUCCUUUUCUGGGGCUGCGCGGUCGGAGAGCCCCGGUACAUUUAGCGUGGCCGGGAUUCUGCAGCCCUGGACGUGUCUUUCCCUGCCCUGUUCUCCGAGGCGGACCUUUGGAGCUUUUAGUUCCCACCUUUGGUUUUGUGCUGGGCGCGGGAAUUGCAAAAUGCCAGAAUAUCGCAACCAUCCGCGCGGCCCAGCGGGUUUGCAAAGGGUGCUUCGGCCAGGAGGCGGGGGCUCGGGGCCUGCGUCCUGUCGGUGGCGGCUCCAGCCCGACUGCACGUGGAGUCGCGGUGGGGGUGGGGGUGGGGGUGGCCACGCGGGCGGCCGCCGCGGCACUCUUGCCGGUGGAGCCCGGGCUCGUUUCUCCGCCCCCUCCCCGCCCAGGCUCAGUAAACAGGGCUUGAGCGCCGGGGCCUGCAGGGCAGGCUGAGUGUCUGAGGACAAGGCGCUGGCUUUGCUAAUCACAUCACAAGACCUUGAGCCAGGGCCAAAGGCGCGGAGUGGCGCGGGACGUCCCGGGCGGGGGAGCUGACUCCGAGGACGGGAGGAAAGGCCGGGAGAGCCGUGCGGGCUUGAAGGCGACUUAGCGCCACCCUUUCCGUCUGCUGGUCGGCCCAAGGGCUGGGGGCGCAGCUGCCCGCCGAGGCUCCCCGCCCGGCACAGCCUGGGCCUGUUGCGUCCUCCCAGCCUCUUCUCUCCCCGGCCGUAGGGGCGCCGCGCCCAGCCUUAGCUCGAUGAAGGCUGCAGGAUCCGGCUGAGACCAACCCGCGGCCCAGGUGGGGCUGCACAGACGCUGUAGGUGGGCGCGCCCCCCUCUGUUUUCCCUCUCCCGCCAGCCCCACACCCCAACAGCUUGCGCUGGAAAAUGCGCUUUGCCAGCGGGCGCCCCGCCUUCGUCCGGGUACGGAGCAGACACCCCCACCUAGCGCCCAGUGAGGCUAAAGCCGCUGACAGCCCCACUAGGAACGAUCUGGAGUCUGAUCUAGGGCACUUCUCGCUCCGCGCUCAUACAGGUUGCCAAAAAGCUUGGACCUGAAGCUGGAAGGUCCAGGACCCGCUGGGGAAAGAACUAGGCCUGCCACUCAGGGAUUCGAGUCCUUGGAGUGUAGCCUGCAUUUCCCACUACUGUACUCCCCUCACAGCCCAGGGAGCCAGAGUCCAGGGUAAGGAUCAGGAAUGCUGGGCUGGAGCUCAGGCCCUGCCCCAUAGAAAUCAUGUGGUCUUAGGCAAAUCACAUCAUCUCUUUGGUACUUGGGUUUCCUUGUAAAACGAAGAUAAUAUUCCUGCUUUAUUCAUCUCUCACCUUUGUCAAGGUGCAAAUGAUAUCUGUGAAGGUGUUUAAAAGACAAACAAGAACUAAACCACCUUUAUGUAUUAAACCAAAUUGACAAAGCAUAAGGGUGGAGAAAGCCAGGCUUCUGAACUAUGGCCAGAUGGACAGAGAGCCACAGACUCAUGAGUGCAGAGCUGUGGGGGUACCCAAGUCCUGGACCCUAGGACUCAGAGCCAAGAGUAGGUGACCUCAGAGGGACCAGUUUCACUUUUAGCACCUACCCUACACUGACCCCUUGAUAUACCUGGGCAACUGUGGUCUGGUUUGUUCUUUGGUGAGAUGACCCCAAACAUCUCACCAAACAGUGUGAAACAGCCACUUCCCUAGGCACUUUUAUUAGGUUAGUAACAAGAUUUCAGAUACAGAACCAAUGGAAACAUCUGUUUGAAUCAACGUCCAAAUCUGGGGUGAGUCCCAGUCAACAGCUGUGAGAACACCCACUUUGCAGAUUAGGAUUCUGGAGAUAACAUGUGGACAUUUUAUGGGACAUGCUGUGUACAGAGUACCUGCUAGUAUAAAAUGUAUAAGGUAGCUGCUUUUAUUCCAUUUUAAAUGGAGGAAAAAAGAAGUGCUGGCCAUUUCCAUUGAGCUGGGCUUUGUUGGGCCAGUUUCAUAAUUAUUUUUCUGUGGUUAUCACCACAUUUAUGUUACCAAGUCCCUCACGUCUCACCAGCUAGGUCUUAGAACAAAAAGUGUUAGGUUGGCAACUUUCCCUCAGGUGUGGGCUACACAGCUGCCUAACUAGGUAAUUAAUUCAGGAUCACAGAAACCACAUUUGGGGCCAAGUGGUUGCAAAACCACCCAGGGAAUUUCCUGUUCUCUUUAGGACAAAACUUUGGACACUGAGUUAACUUCUUUCCUGCCUCUUACAAAGCCCCUUUCCUAUACUUCCAGUAUGGCUGCUUUUUUGUUCUUAAAUUCCUUUCUUUUAGUGAUGGGGUCUUGCUGUGUUACUCAGGCUGGAGUGCAGUGGCCUUUCACAGGCAUGAACUCCUGGGCGAUCCUCCCACCUCAGCCUCCUGAGUAGCUGGGAUUACAAGUGUGCACCACCAUGCCUGGCUUACAGCUGCAUUUUUAGUGUUAAAUGUAUCUCUCAAAGAGAGAUGAAUUACAUUUGAAAUAUGAGCUUUUCCGCAGUAGAAAAUGAUUGUAAACUCACUCUCCUCUAACCCGCCCCUUCAGACUCUGAAACAUCAAUAAAUUACUCUAAGUGAUCAUUCA